AUGGCAGAAUCGUCCCCUUCGACUGAAAGCAAAUCUCAAAUUACGGUGUCGGAUAUGGAAGCUGCGCAGCAUCUUAUUCAACUGAGCGAAGAUAGCAGCAGCGACAAUAUUGCAGGGAAGAAGAGGAACAGAAACUGUGACGGAGAAGAGGUUCAUCAAAGGCUAAGUGACAAAACUGCAACCAGGAAGAUUCUAGAGGGACAAGACGAGGUUUCUCAGUCAAAGAAGCCGAAGAGGUUUCGAUCUCUUGAGGCAUUGCCACUGAGCUUCACAAGUUUGGUUUUGCAUUUGCAUGACAAAACACAUGAAGGCUUUGUAGAGUUACUUCGCUUCUGCUUUUUAUCAAUGUAUCAGAAAGUAAAAAGGAGGAAAGAAGAUAUGGGAGUGGAAAGAAAGAAAAAUGGUGUGAAGACCAAUUGA
Molecule: messenger RNA, 420 nt
Organism: Sphenostylis stenocarpa
Lineage: Eukaryota; Viridiplantae; Streptophyta; Magnoliopsida; Fabales; Fabaceae
Source: the annotation of a GenBank genome assembly